AUGGCACCCACAAACCUCGGAACCCAUGCGGAUAUUGCACGAUUCAAUACUCCCAGCCCCCACCCGACCCAUUUGAGCAUCCAAGGAAAACAUAACCAACGGGUUUUGAAGGAUGACGCCUCGGGAUAUGUCGCUCCCGUCUUCGAAGGAAGAGAGAAGCAGAUGGAAACUGUGAUGGAUUUGUUGGAGGAGAAGGGUUUUAUUCCUCCAGAGUUCGUUGAGAACGAGACUAAGUGGUUUUACACUUCUCUUGGAAUUGAUGACAUGUACUUCCAGUCCGAGGCACCUGAAACAAUUGUCAACCAUAUUCUCUCCUUGUAUGCCGGGAAAGUUGCAGCAUUCUCUAGGGAUGAUAAACGCCUUGAAAUCCGCUUGGAUAGGGAAGCGGAAGAUCAUGCCGUAUACAUCGAUACAUCUACUCCGGGUAUAACAGUUCUUUCUGGUCCGAAGUACGAGCAACGUAUCGAUGAGAAAUACCUGAACCCUUCCAACCCCGAGAAGGCGUACCGUGUCGAAUCUUUCCGCUCAUCAUCUCAACUUACAUCUACAAACCAACAACUACGUUGCUACUUCGUGUACAAGUGUGACUUUGUAAACCCUAACCCGGACCCUACAGAAUCCGACCUGGACGUUGUUUCGGACAAGUCCUUUUUGCAAAAAGUCACCCCAAACACAAAAGGUGUCUACCAAGAUGUGGUCAAAGCAGUUAUUGAGAGGACUGGGCCCGUUAUUGAGAUGUUUGAGGUUCAGGGAACCAGAGAGAAGAGACUUGUUAUCGGUUUCAAACAGGGGAGUUCAAUGGGGUUGUUUUCUGCGCUGAGCGACUUAUACCAUUAUUAUGGAUGCACUUCAGCCAGAAAAUAUGUUGAACAAUUUUCCAAUGGUGUAACUGUUAUGUCCAUCUACUUGCGACCCUUACCACUAAACACCCAACUUAACCCUUCAAAAUAUCCUCCUAUCGAGGCUUCAAUCUACCAGAUAAUGAAGGAAGUCAGCUUGCUUUAUUGCAUUCCUCAAAAUAUGUUCCAGGCACACUUCAUUAGCGGAAGAUUGAGCUUGCAGGAGACUAUAUAUGCGCACUGUGUUUGUCAUUUUGUCGGUCAUUUCUUGAAUAGGCUGGGAACAGAGUACACCGCCGUCUCUCAGCUCCUCGAUCCCAACAACAGUGUCCAUGCAGACACUCUCAACAAGCUUAAGCGCCGUCUUCGUACAGAGACCUUUACUGCUGAUUACAUUUAUGAGAUCAUCAAUGAACACCCUGAACUUGUUCGCGCUCUAUACUUGGCAUUUGCCAAUGCACACUAUGUACAGACUCGUGGGGAGCAGGAUGAUUUCAUUCCGACUCUCAGUUACCAACGUCUGCAAGUGGAUCGAGUUUUGACAAACAGUGAAUUGAAGACGAAGAUUUCUAGAACUGUCGGCAAUGAGCACCAAGAAAAGGUCAUGCAAUAUUUCAUUACCUUCAAUGAGAAUGUGUUGAAAACCAACUUUUACACCCCUACCAAGGUAGCGUUAAGUUUCAGACUGAACCCCAAGUUUCUUCCCACUGUUGAAUACCCUCAACCAUUGUUCGGGAUGUUUUUGGUCAUCGGAUCAGAGUUUAGAGGGUUCCAUCUGAGAUUCAGAGAUAUUGCUCGCGGUGGUAUCCGAAUUGUCAAGAGCAGGAACAGAGAAGCGUACACAAUUAACGCUCGUUCAGUUUUUGACGAGAACUAUAACCUCGCAAACACUCAACAACGGAAGAAUAAAGAUAUCCCCGAAGGUGGAAGCAAAGGUGUCAUUCUAUUGGAUGCCAAUCAUCAGGAUAAGGCCACGAGUGCUUUCCAGAAGUACAUUGACUCUGUUCUCGAUCUUCUCCUUGAGCCAAACAGUCCCGGAAUCAAGGAUCCUAUCGUUGAUCUCCACAAAGAGCCCGAAAUCCUGUUCAUGGGACCUGAUGAGAACACCGCCGGGCUUGUGGACUGGGCGACCGAGCACGCCAGGGUCAGAGGUGCUCCUUUCUGGAAAUCCUUCUUCACCGGAAAGAGUCCUAGUCUGGGCGGUAUUCCUCACGACGAGUAUGGAAUGACAUCCCUCAGUGUUCGCGAAUACGUUCUCGGUAUCUACAGAAAAUUGAACCUCGAUCCCUCCAAAAUGAUGAAGCUACAAACUGGUGGACCUGAUGGUGAUUUAGGGUCUAACGAGAUCCUGCUGAGUAACGAGAAGUAUUGCGCGAUUGUUGAUGGUUCUGGUGUACUGGUCGAUCCUAAGGCUAUCCCCGAAGGCUACCGUGUUCUUGUGGAGGACGUCAACGUUACUCUACCAAGUGGCGAGAUCGUUACAAACGGUACGAUCUUCAGAAACACCUUCCACCUCCGAAGUGAUGUACACUAUGAUGUUUUCGUGCCCUGCGGUGGAAGACCAGAAGCUAUCGAUUUGGGCAACGUUGGCCAACUGAUCAAAGAUGGAAAGAGUAUCAUUCCCUUCAUUGUUGAAGGAGCGAACCUUUUCAUCUCCCAGGACGCCAAGUUGAGACUCGAGAAGGCGGGCACUAUCCUAUACAAGGAUGCUAGUGCCAACAAGGGUGGUGUGACAAGUUCGUCCAUGGAGGUUCUUGCGUCACUUGCCUUUGAUGAUGCCGGUUUCAUCGAGAACAUGUGCGUCCGCGACGGUGUCACUCCAGAAUUCUAUAAAACCUACGUCAAGGAGGUGCAAAAGACCAUUCAGAACAACGCACAUCUCGAAUUCGAAGCCUUAUGGCGUGAAGCUGAGGAGACUGGGAAGCCACGCUCAAUCUUGUCUGAUGAGCUCUCAUUGGCGAUCACAAAACUCGAUGAGGAGCUCCAGCAAACUGAGCUAUGGAACAAUAUCCCACUCAGAACUAGUGUCCUCAAAGAUGCUCUCCCAGCCAGCUUAAUUGAGAAAAUCGGCCUCGAUGUCAUCCUUACCAGGGUACCAUUAAACUACCUCAGGAGCAUUUUUGGAAGCUACUUGGCCUCCAGGUUUGUAUAUGAAUUCGGAAGUAACCCAACUCAAUUUGCUUUCUUUGAAUUCAUGACUAGGAAGUUGCGAGCUCUCGAAGCAUAA
Messenger RNA from Morchella importuna, 3066 nucleotides. RefSeq lists its product as uncharacterized. Bases 1 to 3066 code for a protein of 1021 amino acids. NCBI's taxonomy places the organism in Eukaryota, Fungi, Ascomycota, Pezizomycetes, Pezizales, Morchellaceae. The transcript is spliced from 8 exons. Gene Ontology annotation, cellular component: mitochondrion. The record is from RefSeq and is a predicted model, not a curated record. Gene Ontology annotation, molecular function: L-glutamate dehydrogenase (NAD+) activity.